AUGUUAAACUAGGAUUUUGAUUUCCUUACAGUAACCCCAGAAGUUAGAGAAUUAUAUUCUAUACCAACAGAAUAAAGGAUAAUUGAAUCUUACAAACUUAAACUUAAUUCAGAAUGCAUAUCCUUUAGUCAAAAAUUUUUUAAUUCUAAUUACAUUUCACCAAUUGCUUCUGUUGUAUCUGCAGGAAUAUGCACUAUAUCAUACAUAUAUUUGAGAUAACCAGCUGGAGAUGUUGCAAGAUAAAUCAAAUUUGAGAGAAUGAAUCCAGCCAAAAGAAUGGUUCUCCGUGGAGUACCAGCUUUAUCUUUGUUUGCCACAGUUUAUUUUGCUAGAUAAUGCAAAUCAUAUUGAUAAAUAUAUAAAAAAAAGAAUCAGAAUUAUCAUUAUUUAAUAACU
Molecule: messenger RNA, 396 nt
Organism: Paramecium tetraurelia
Lineage: Eukaryota; Ciliophora; Oligohymenophorea; Peniculida; Parameciidae
Exons: 3
Source: RefSeq, a predicted model, not a curated record